Molecule: messenger RNA, 7048 nt
Organism: Nothobranchius furzeri (turquoise killifish)
Lineage: Eukaryota; Metazoa; Chordata; Actinopteri; Cyprinodontiformes; Nothobranchiidae
Source: RefSeq, a predicted model, not a curated record
GUGGGGCUGCUGCUUAAAUAAGAAACUUGAGCGAAUGCCUGCCUUCUGCCUGAGACGGAUUGCUAGAGCAGGCGGCUGGCUACUGAGGUAGAAAAAUAAAGUGGUUCUCUUGCGUUUGCAUAAAAACCUGCACCAAUAACAUGUUUUGGACCAAAAGCAACCAUUGGACCAUCCGGUUAUUGAUCUCACCGAACCGCUGCACUUCCCUGGGUCCUCCUCUCAUCACACGCUCUGGAUUUAGCAGCAGAACGCGCCGGUGUGGGAGGUUCUGCGCUUGAUAUCAUCAGAACAGGAGAAACAGCCGGCUGCUACCACCUCAGCUUUAGGGCAAACCACCAAAACAUAAAAGCUUAAUGUUAUCUUAAAGUUUCAAGUCUUUUGUUGGAACCUUUUCUGCCAUAAUUGCUAACAAAACACACCGACAUGACCGUUCAACAAUUUAACAGUUUAGCGUCUUAGCUAAUUUAGCUAGCCCAGAUCUGGCCGAGAACGCGUGAUUCGUGCUUUUAGAGGGGUAUGUGCAGAGGGGGAGGGGCAUGAUGGAGGCAUCAGGAUCCAAACAUUAAGAACAGACGUUCACAAUGACUGGAUGAAGUUCAUCCAGGGUUAUAUAUUCAGUAGCAAUUUUCCUUUUUGUUGACCAAACUUAAUUUAUUGGUUACGUGAAGAGCUUCUCCUACCCCACCUUUAAUUUACUUUUCAGAAACUUUUACACUUUAAUUCAAUUCAAUUCAAAUUCAAAGAUACUUUAUUAAUCCCAGAGGGAAAUUAGAGUUUCAGUACACACAAUUCUGAGAUCAGACAUACAGGCAUAGACACAUGACAAGAAUUGGUGACUGUGGUCAUUCGCAACCCGAGUCGCGCUACCUUAAUAGAGAUCAGAGGGUCUAUAUAUGAGGAUUGGUUCAGGUGGAGGGAAAAAAGGCAUUCAGAGUUACCCUCCACCGGGAGGGCAGCUUUGCUCUGCAAAAAACACCUCAGACAGAAAUGCAACAGACUUCAGACAUCACACAGCAUAAGUGUCCACUAGGUGGGGAGGUAGGGUUGGGGACUCUCCUCACAUCAGUGCCUGCAGCCGCGAUGAGCAGCGCUCGUCACCUCCGUUUGGACAGGGGAGGGAGGUAUUUGGGUUAGAGUGCACAGUGACUCCUGGAAACGAUUCAACGGCCUUCACCGGUCGCAGUCCCGCCCAGGUUGGGAUAGGGAGACAGAGUUGCCAUGGCGACGGCAGCAUUCCACAUUUCUUCUGAGGGGGAGUAAUCACUUCAGCCUCGCAGGCUCAAGGGCACCAAGUUCAGAUAAGAACUUGUUUUGGGGCCAGACAGAGAUAAUUUCCUCUCUCUCUUAAAGUUCAGUUUAGCUCACUGAUUUGAAUCUUUGUCAUUUAAAAUACAUUUUAGAGUUGCAGCAGGUUUAUUUUUUGGUACUUUUCACAUAUUUGUUGGUUCCAGCAGGGCGGGAAAAGCCUGAAAAAUUCAAAGCUGCUCGGAGCAGGAAGAGCCCUGCUGUUUGUCGUGGAUGCAGCUGUAGAUAUUUAAUGUGUUUAGUUUUUCUGCACACUUUCACAGCUGUUUGCUGCCCAGAAGCGGUGCUGUCGCCCACCAUGCACCUGCUGGAGCUUCGAUCGGCUCUGCUGCUGUUGUUGUUUUAGGGAACAAGAACAAACCUGCCUUGAAAAGUCCAUCGUGCUUCCCAGCAGUCCGUUUCGACAUGCUUCACAUCUGUUUUUCAUGAGGCGUCGUAACAUCACCGUGCUACAGGCUGAGUUUGGUUGGUUUUCAGUCCGAGCCUAGCGGGCCUGAACUUGGGUGUUGUACAGAAACUUGUUUUCUGGUUAAAUAAAGGCUCCGCGCUGUCGUUUAGCGGCUUAUUGCAGCUUUUAGCUUGAGUGUGAAAUUGUUUCUGCCAUCAGUUGUGGUGAAAUGAAGUCACAGAUCUGUGUGAAACCAGCUCUGACACUCGGCUGUUUUAAUAAUGGCGCUGCUGUUGGUUCUGGGUGGUUCAGAUCUGGGUGGCCCGGCUGUUUCCCGUCAGAACCCGUCUUCCUUCUGGGAACGAGAACCACAACAUCCCCUAGGAGCAGCGUCUCCUCCUCGCUGCUGGAUAGGCAUCAUAAACUGUGAAUGAAUCUGUGUGUUUGCACCUCUGCAGCCCAGAUGUGAAUGAACCAAAACCCGAAAUGAGAAACCAGGUGUGGGACGGCUUACAUAUCAACACCUUUGUGUCCGACCACAGAACUGAUGCUGAAACUCGUCAUAAUCAGUUAAAAUAAUAAAAUGUUCCUUUAUUAUAAACCAGUUUGGGUUUAUUCUUAAUAAAAAUGGAUCAAAGCAACAAGAAAUAGAACGGAUGAAAAGUUCUCUUUAUUAUCUUAUAACUUGAGUUUUAACCAUUUGAUGUCCACACCAAGAAAAAAAGGCUUUUUUUUAGCUUAUUAACAUUAUUAACCCUAAUAGCUUAUCAUCACCACAAAGACCAUAAUAAAACAUCCAGAUGAAGCAUCAGGAUUAGUGCCUUCAUCAGAAAGCUGCCACAUCAGUCUGCUGCCCCCUGGUGGAGGAUCUGCAGGUGGACAGCAAUGGCGUCUACGCUGUGUCACACACAUCUCGACAGUCCCGGACAAAACAAGGUGGUUCAUCUACGUGGAGCUGAGAGCAGAAUUUUCAGGAUCUCGGCCCACUUUUGCUCUCUGCUACAAGCUAACCGAAGCUAACAGAGGUGUGUGAGCGCUUUUAGCCUGAAAACGCAGUUGAGCGACUUCUAACGUUAAGCACACGUCAACUCACUGAGCUGCGGAGUUUCUGUGGUCUCUCUGAGAGAGCUCCACGGUUAGAAAGCACAGCCUCAGGGGCGACGCCAGCCCCCCGUGGAGAGGCCCCGUGACCCAGGGAGACCAUAACAAGUGUCAGUUCCCAGAUCUACCAACACACAUCUUUGCCCUAGCCGUGUUAUGUUUAUGCACAGCAGUUCUCCCGUGCCAUCAGUGGAACAAAGUACAGAAAUAUAAGUUUACUUACUGAUAAAAAUGAAGCCAUCACAAAGAGGACACAACUAAAGUUCAGAGAGUGGCCGAACAUCCAACAUGAGGCCCAGGCUGAGGCCUUCGCCGGGGCUAGCCGCUAGCGCUAGCUCUGACGCUAAUGCUACCUGUCAAUCCAACCUAAUUAUUCAUAACUUCAAGCAUUUAUUACACCUAGACUUAGAGUUGUCUUGAAGGUAAACUAGAUCUAUAAAAACCUAGAAUGUUUUUUUUUCUACCAGGCUGUAAACGUGAAAUUGUCAUUUGUGAGGAUGUGCUUCCUUCUGGUGCCCGCCCCUAGCGGACAAGUUUUUCCUCACUUCCUGGCUGGUUUCACAACAUUGAGACAAACGCUUUCCCUUGGAGGCCUUUCUGACCUCAAAAGCAGCUUUUACCAGCUUCUGUCUCCGGGAGAACGAGUCAGAGAGACGAGCAGCUGGGUCCCCGUAGACUACACACGCCAGCAACACGCCAAGGAGCGGAAACGUGGACGAAGACCAGAACCAGAGCAGGAGAAGGAGUUCAGGAAGAGAAUAGAGGCACGUCUUCACAAAGAACUCCAUUUCCGACGGUUUUCCGUUUCCUCCGUCAUCGAUUUAAUCCCACAGACUAAAGGACAGGAGCUCACCGGGACGGCGGCGUUUAAAAGUGUCUCAGUGGGACUGAUCUGGUCCCAAACGUCGUCGUCUUCCUCCGCUUAUCCGGGUCCGGGUCGCGGGGCAGCAUCCCAGCUAGGGAGCUCCAGACCGUCCUCUCCCCGGCCACCUCCACCAGCUCCUCCGGCAGGACCCCAAGGCGUUCCCGGACCAGAUUGGAGAUGUAACCUCUCCAACGUGUCCUGGGUCGACCCGGGGGCCUCCUGCCGGCAGGACAUGCCCAAAACACCUCCCCGGGGAGGCGUCCAGGAGGCAUCCUGACCAGAUGCCCAAACCACCUCAACUGUCUCCUUUCGAUCCGGAGGAGCAGCGGUUCUACUCCGAGUCCCUCCCGAAUGUCCGAGCUCCUCACCCUAUCUCUAAGGCUGAGCCCGGCCACCCUACGGAGGAGACUCAUUUCGGCCGCUUGUAUCCGCGAUCUCGUUCUUUCGGUCAUUACCCAAAGCUCAUGACCAUAGGUGAGGAUUGGGACGUAGAUCGACCGGUAAAUCGAGAGCCUGGCUUUCUGGCUCAGCUCCCUCUUGUUGUCCAGGCACUGAUUCCUUUGCAGUUAUUCACCUUCCUGCUGGAAUCAGACGUGUGCUGCUUAUUGACUGUGUUCCGGUGAGCUGGUGGGAUUCCAGACCCAAAUCCGGAAUUAUGGGAGUAUUCUUGCUUCAUAUCCGGGCAUCAGAGGAAGGUGGAGACUUCUGACCCGUCUUUGUUUAUGCCGACGUUGCAACUCGGUGAGAGUCUGGAGUCCACGUCCAAAUCAUGACUCCAAAACAUUCAAUUCUUAAUCUUUUCUCUCGUUUCCACAAACAGACGAAACUUUGCGGAUGGUUCCUUCUGUUCCGGAGUGGUCAACAACGAGCCGAUACCAACAGCUGGUUUCAUAAUCAGAACAGCUGGACCCACAUGUCAGGAGCUCUGUGAGCCGUUCCUGAGAAACGUAGUAAAUCAGAACUAAAAUAGAUCCAGUAGAGCUCAGCCGAGGCGUGUUUGGCUGUGACGGAGCGGUCGGGGUAUGCUGGGAGCGCGUUACGGGAGGAAGUGGAGCCGGCUGCCAGUGGGAAGAGGGAGUUCCUCCAGAGAUAGCCCGAGCAGGCCGUUAACACGCUAAAGCCGACACCGUUCCACACAUACCUCCCUGUGAACGCUCCCCAUCCUUGCUUCCUCUCUACCCCGCUGUCAGGUUUCCCCACAGCCUAGCAAUAGAUCCGAAGCUCGCGGUGUUACUGAACUCUUCCUGUGGACACAAAUUAACUUCCUCCUGAUCGAACGCACAAUCACUUCAGCUCUGAAACACCCGGGGGGUUACUUUAGCAUUUCUGUGUGAACGUAGAAACGUUAUUAAUGUCGGUGGAGAAAAAUACACAAUGAGACCUCAGAGUGAUGAACCCUGCAGGUCCAGAGCUGGUAGACCAUAAAAUGUCUCUAAGUUAAUCAGCGUUAGCUUCCAGUUGUCAUCUUUCUUAAAGGGCAAGUCACCCCCUUCCAGCCUUACUCCACUCCCACUUUCCGUUUGAAAAUGCAGACCGAGAGGGCGGAGCUGCCAACAGAUACAAACAGGCUCACAGCAACAUUGUGACAUCAUAAUGUACCAGCUGACAUCAUAGUGUACCUCUUAGCCAAUAGCGGUGGCAGGUUUAAAUUCAAAUGCAGUGCAGAGUUUUUCCGUGAUGACAGUACAACACAGACAGUUUUAGGCAGAAUAUUUAUAUUUGAACUAAGAUGCACUGAAGUGUCGAAAGAUCGACUACAUGUGUCUGCGGCGCGAUGAGACACUCGUUUAUGUAGUUUAUCAGCAGAAGGGGGUGACUAGUUCUUUAAAGGUCUCGUUCCCAUAGAAACCAUAUGAUACUCAUUCUUUAUGGAUUUGAGCAGUCACUCUGAGUUUCUUAUGCACGCUGAACAGGAAAACAUCCAUCAACGUCGCUGAGGUGCAUGAGCCGCAGAAAGGAAACAGACAGGACAAUGAUCAGGUCAGAAAAAGCCAGUAUCUUCUAUGUUACAGGGAUCAUUACUCAUGGCUCCGCCCACAGGAAGGAGAAAGCAGAGCGUGUCUUGGCUUGGUACAAUGUAACUAUUAGCAUUAGCAACAACAUGGCGGAAAGUGUUCAGCCUUGUGUUUUUUUUACCAAGAAGCAAGAACGAACGGAGGCAGCGGAAGAGUUGUUUCUGUCAGCCAAUCAGAGGUGAGAUGUUUGCAUAUAAUAAAUAUUAAUGAGUAAGACUCUUAAUCCUGUCAUUUUAGAAGCUGGAAUCUCCCUCCUGAUUGGUUCCUGCUCUGACCAGCUGUUAGCAUGACUCUGGAAUCACUCAGACUGCUUCUUACUCCAGGUGUGCCCAUAAAUACUUUUCAUGCUUUAGUUCCUGCUUUCUUCUUUGUGUGCGUGUGUGUGUGUGUGUGUGUGUGUGUGUGUGUGCGUGCACGCGCCCGCCCUGAAGUCUAAGUGAAUCUGAAAACUCCCCUCUGACCUCUGGUAGCCUAAUAACAAGCUAAUGGAAAGAGCUCUUUCUUUUCAUUUGUUUUUCUUUUGGGACCCAGUUUUCUCCUCCCUCCUCAGCUUUCCCCGUGUCUCCCCCGCUCUCUCUCUCUCUCCUGACCCAUUCCUUCCAUGGCCUCUCCCCUUUCCUUCUUUUCUGCCAUCUCUGCCCGACGCAGCAGCGCGUUAAUCCCAUUACACGUGUGAAUGCCAGCUAGAGAGAGAGAGAGAGAGAGAGAGAGAGAGAGACAGAGAGAGAGAGAGAGAGAGAGAGAGACUCAGAAACUGGGGAGAGGGGGGAGACAAGAACAGAGAGUGUUUGUGUCCAAGUGUGACUGACUGCAUACAACUGUGACAGCCUGACCCCCCCCCCCCCCCACACACACACACACACACACACACACAAACACACAAACACACACACACACACGCCGGGACAGAGAGAAAGUUUACAGUCAUGUAACGUAAUGUUGGAGGUUUUCUGUUCCACAAAGCACAGCUUAUCCUGAUCUUUUACUCUUAAAACGGGAAUCCUCUGAUUUCCAAGACCCUAGUUUACUAACCUGCUCUAGUUUACCAACCCACUCUAGUUUACCAACCCGCUCUAGUUUACCAACCCGCUCUAGUUUACCAACCCACUCUAGUUUACCAACCCGCUCUAGUUUACCAACCCGCUCUAGUUUACUAACCCGCUCUAGUUUACUAACCCGCUCUAGUUUACCAACCCGCUCUAGUUUGCCAACCCGCUCUAGUUUACCAACCCGCUCUAGUUUACUAACCCGCUCUAGUUUACCAACCUGCUCUAGUUUACUAACCUGCUCUAGUUUACCAACCUGCUCUAGUUUACUAACCCACUCUAGUUUAGUUUACUAACCUGCUCUAGUUUACUAACCUGCUCUAGUUUA